Messenger RNA from Paralichthys olivaceus (Japanese flounder), 6495 nucleotides. NCBI's taxonomy places the organism in Eukaryota, Metazoa, Chordata, Actinopteri, Pleuronectiformes, Paralichthyidae. The record is from RefSeq and is a predicted model, not a curated record.
AAGACCUGCAGCCCAAAGCAAUUUGUGUGUAAAGAUGGGGUGACGUGCAUCUCGAAGGGAUGGCGCUGCGAUCGGGAGAAAGACUGCCCAGACGGCUCUGAUGAGGAGCCUGAUGUCUGUCCACACAGCACUGUGUCACGGUGCCCUCCCAAUGAAUACCAGUGUGGAGGGACGGAGCUCUGCAUCCACAUGGCCAAACUGUGCAACGGUGUUCCAGACUGCACUGACGGCUGGGACGAGGGGCCACACUGCAGAGAGUUCAUAUCCAACUGCUCGCUCAUGGGAUGUCAGGAACACUGUGCAGUGACUCCUGGAGGGCCUGCUUGUUACUGUAAAGGUGGUUAUGAGAUCAGCGCAGAUGGAAAGAUGUGUAAAGAUUUUGAUGAGUGCACAGUGUACGGGACCUGCAGUCAGUCCUGUACUAACACCGAAGGCUCUUACACCUGCUCCUGUGUGGAGGGCUACCUGUCUCAGCCAGACAAUCGCUCCUGCAAGGCCAAGAAUGUACCAGUAGAUCGUCUGCCUGUACUGUUGAUUGCCAACUCCCAGAACAUCCAAGCCACCUCUCUGAGUGGCACCACAGUCCACAGCCUACUGUCCACCAGCACCAAACAAACCACCGCCAUGGAUUUCCUCUAUGCCCAGGAGACAGUCUGCUGGAUCCACGUCGGGGACUCCCCCUCAUCCACAAACCUCAAAUGUGCAAAGAUCCCCAAUCUGAAGAGCUUUGCAGAGGAGAGGGUCAUCAACAUUUCCCUCAGCCUGCACCAUGUGGAGCAGAUGGCCAUCGACUGGCUCACAGGAAACUUCUACUUUGUGGAUGACGUGGACGACAGGAUCUUCGUGUGUGACAAGGACGGGCAGACAUGUGUCACCCUCCUGGACCAGGAGCUGUACAACCCUAAAGGCAUCGCCCUGGACCCCACGAUGGGGAAGGUGUUCUUCACCGACUAUGGUCAGAUCCCUAAGGUGGAGCGCUGCGACAUGGACGGUCAGAACCGCACCAAGCUGGUGGACAGUAAGAUCGUGUUCCCGCACGGCAUCACGCUGGACCUCGUCAGCAGACUCGUGUACUGGGCCGAUGCCUAUCUGGACUACAUCGAGGUGGUGGACUAUGAAGGCAAGAACCGACACACCAUCAUCCAAGGCCUGCUGAUUGAGCACCUCUACGGCCUGACUGUGUUUGAAAACUAUCUGUACGCCACCAAUUCAGACAACGCCAACAUGCAGCCAAAGACCAGCGUGAUCAGGGUCAAUCGCUUCAACAGCACAGACUACCAAGUAGUGACCAGGGUGGAUAAGGGAGGAGCUCUGCACGUUUACCACCAGAGACGUCAGCCUCCAGUGCGGAGCCAUGCAUGUGAGGUGGACCAGAAUGGGAAGGCUGGAGGCUGCUCUGACAUCUGUCUGCUGGGAAACGGCCACAAGACCCGAACCUGCCGCUGUCGCUCUGGAUUCAGUCUGGGCAGCGAUGGCAAGUCCUGCAAAAAACCCGAACACGAGCUCUUCCUGGUCUACGGUAAAGGUCGCCCAGGGGUCAUCAGGGGCAUGGACAUGAACGCCAAGGUGCCAGAUGAGUACAUGAUCCCCAUAGAAAACCUGAUGAACCCCAGAGCGCUGGACUUCCACUCUGAGAGCGAGUUCAUUUACUUUGCCGACGCCACCAGCUACAUCAUUGGACGACAGAAGAUUGACGGGACGGAGAGGGACACUAUUAUGAAAGAAGGGAUCCACACAGUCGAGGGCAUCGCUGUGGACUGGAUGGCCGACAACUUGUACUGGACGGACGACGGCCCCAAGAAAACCAUAAGCGUGGCUCGGCUAGAAAAGGCUUCACAGACGCGCAAAACCCUCAUCGAAGGAAAAAUGACUCACCCUCGGGCCAUUGUUGUUGAUCCUCUGCACGGGUGGAUGUACUGGACGGACUGGGAGGAGGACCCCAAGGAGAGCAAGCGAGGCAAAAUCGAGCGGGCGUGGAUGGACGGCUCCAACAGGAAUGUGUUCCUGACCAGCAAGACUGUGCUGUGGCCCAACGGCCUGAGUCUGGACAUCCCACAGGGCAUCCUUUACUGGGUGGACGCCUUUUACGACCGCAUCGAGAUGGUCUAUCUCAACAGCUCAGAGCGCAAGACGGUGUACGAAGGUCAGGAACUGAACCACGCCUUCGGUCUGUGCCACUAUAAACACUUCCUGUUCUGGAACGAGUACCGCAGCGGCAGCAUUUUCAAGUUGGAUACAACAACCAGCACCGCUACUCUGCUGCGCAAUGAGCGACCGCCCAUCUUUGAAAUCCGCAUGUACGAUGCUCAGCAGCAGCAAGGCUCUAAUGCAUGUCGUGUGUACAACGGAGGCUGCAGCAGUCUGUGUUUGGCCAUACCAGAAGGCAGACAGUGUGCCUGUGCAGAAGAUCAGAUAUUAGACCCAGCCGACAACACCAGCUGCAAAGCCAACCCGUCCUACGUGCCCCCUCCUCAGUGCCAGCCUGGAGAGUUUGCCUGCAAGAACAACCGCUGCAUCCAGGAGCGCUGGAAGUGUGACGGAGACAAUGACUGUCUGGACAACAGUGAUGAGGCUCCUGAGCUGUGCCACCAGCACACUUGCCCCACAGACAGAUUUAAGUGCAAGAACAACCGCUGCAUCCCUCUGCGCUGGCUGUGCGACGGCGACAAUGACUGUGGGAACGACGAGGACGAGUCUAACACCACCUGCUCAGCUCGUACCUGCCCGCCCAAUCAGUACUCGUGUGCUAGUGGGCGCUGCAUCCCUCUUUCGUGGACAUGCGACCUUGACGAUGACUGUGGAGAUCGGUCGGACGAACCCGCCUCCUGUGCCUACCCCACAUGUUUCCCCCUCACCCAGUUCACCUGCAACAACGGACGCUGCAUCAACAUUAACUGGCGCUGUGAUAAUGAUAAUGACUGUGGGGACAACAGUGAUGAGGCAGGCUGUAGUCACUCCUGCUCCAGCGCUCAGUUCAAAUGCAAUAGCGGCCGCUGCAUACCGGAUUACUGGACCUGCGAUGGAGAUAAUGACUGCGGGGACUACAGCGACGAGACGCAUGCAAACUGCACCAAUCAGGCCACACGUCCUCCUGGUGGUUGUCAUACCGACGAGUUUCAGUGUCGUAUGGACAGCCUGUGCAUCCCCCUUCGCUGGCGCUGCGAUGGUGACACAGACUGCAUGGACCUGAGCGACGAGAAGAACUGCGAGGGGGUCACGCAUAUGUGUGAUCCAGCUGUCAAGUUUGGCUGCAGGGACUCUGCACGCUGCAUCAGCAAAGCCUGGGUGUGUGACGGCGACAGUGACUGUGAGGACAACUCAGACGAAGACAAUUGUGAGGCGCUGGUGUGUAAGCUCUCUCAUCAUGUGUGUGCCAACGACUCCACCAUCUGUCUGCCGUCAGAGAAACUUUGUGAUGGUAAAGACGACUGUCCAGAUGGCUCUGAUGAGAAACUCUGUGACCUGUGUUCACUGGACAAUGGGGACUGCAGCCAUAACUGCACAGUGGCCCCUGGCGAGGGUGUGAUCUGCUCCUGUCCACUCGGCAUGGAGUUAGGCUCCGACAAUAAGACCUGUCAGAUCCAGAGUUUCUGUGCCAAACACUUGAAGUGCAGUCAACGCUGUGAACAGGACAAGUUCAGUGUGAAGUGCUCAUGUUACGAAGGCUGGGAGCUGGAGCCUGACAUGGAGAACUGCAAGAGCACAGAUCCUUUCAAGCCCUUCAUCAUCUUCUCAAACCGCCACGAGAUCCGCCGCAUCGAUCUGAAUAAGGGAGAGUUCAGCGUGUUGGUACCAGGCCUGAGAAACACCAUCGCCCUUGACUUCCAUCUCAGCCAGAGCGCCCUCUAUUGGACCGACGUGGUGGAGGAUAAGAUCUAUCGUGGGAAGCUGUCGGAAAACGGCGCUCUCACUAGCUUCGAUGUGGUCAUCCAGUAUGGACUGGCAACCCCCGAGGGUCUGGCUGUGGACUGGAUCGCAGGAAACAUUUACUGGGUGGAAAGUAACCUGGAUCAGAUAGAGGUGGCCAAGCUGGACGGCACCAUGAGGACUACACUGCUGGCCGGGGAGGUGGAGCACCCUCGAGCUAUAGCCCUUGACCCUCGGGACGGGAUCCUCUUCUGGACAGACUGGGACGCCAGCCUGCCACGGAUUGAAGCUGCGUCCAUGAGUGGAGAAGGCAGGAAGACCAUCCAUAAGGAGACUGGUAAUGGAGGCUGGCCCAAUGGACUCACUGUGGAUUAUCUCGAGCGCCGAAUCCUCUGGAUCGAUGCCAGAUCUGAUGCCAUUUAUUCAGCCAAAUACGAUGGUUCUGGGCUCAUCGAGGUUCUGAGGGGACACGAGUAUCUGUCACACCCCUUCGCGGUCACCAUGUACGGGGGAGAGGUUUACUGGACAGACUGGAGGACCAACACACUGGCCAAGGCCAACAAGUGGACGGGGAGCAAUGUCACAGUAGUGCAGAGAACCAACACGCAACCUUUUGACCUCCAGGUCUACCAUCCAUCCCGACAGCCUCAGGCUCCCAACCCGUGUGCAGCUAAAGAUGGAAAGGAGCCGUGCUCUCAUCUCUGUCUCAUCAACUACAACCAGACGUUCUCGUGCUCCUGCCCUCACCUCAUGAAACUGGGCCCUGACAAGCGCACAUGCUAUGAGUCUCGUCAGUUCCUGCUUUACGCCCGCCAGAUCGAGAUCAGAGGAGUGGACAUCGACAACCCAUACUACAACUACAUUAUCUCCUUCACUGUGCCAGACAUUGACAACGUGACAGUGGUGGACUACGAUGCUCUGGAGCACCGCAUCUACUGGUCCGAUGUCCGCACUCAGACCAUCAAGAGAGCUUUCAUUAACGGCACUGGAGUUGAGACUGUGGUCUCUGCUGAUCUGCCCAAUGCACACGGUCUCGCAGUGGACUGGGUGUCCAGGAACCUGUUCUGGACCAGCUACGACGCCAAUAAGAGGCAGAUCAACGUCGCCAGAUUAGACGGCUCCUUUAAAAAUGCUGUCAUCCAAGGCCUGGACAAACCACACUGCCUGGUGCUGCAUCCAAUACUGGGGAAACUCUACUGGACAGAUGGAGACAACAUCAGCAUGGCCAACACAGACGGCGGCAACCGGAGCGUCCUCUUCACCAAUCAGAAGGGCCCUGUCGGUCUCUCCAUCGACUUCGACACGGAGCAGCUUUACUGGAUCAGCUCAGGAAACAGCACCAUCAACCGCUGCAAACUGGAUGGCUCAGGACUGGAGGUGCUGGACGGUGUCAAGGGGAAGCUGACCAAGGCCACCGCUCUGGCCAUCAUGGGAGAGAAGUUGUGGUGGGCGGAUCAAGGAACAGACCAGAUAGGAACCUGUGACAAGAAUGAUGGUGGAAACUGGAAAAUCCUGAGGAACAGCACAUCCCCCAUGAUGCACAUGAAAAUCUACAAUGAAACUGUGCAGAAAGGCACUAAUCUUUGCAGUAUUAACAAUGGAGACUGUUCCCAGCUGUGUCUCCCCACCUCCCUGACCACCAGAGCCUGCAUGUGCACAGCAGGAUACAGCCUGCGCAGGGGACAGCAGUCUUGUGAGGGAGUUGGAUCUUUCUUGUUGUACUCUGUGCAUGAGGGCAUACGUGGUAUUCCUCUGGACCCAUCUGACAAGUCUGAUGCCCUCGUACCGGUGUCAGGCACUUCCUUAGCUGUCGGCAUAGAUUUCCAUGCUGAUAAUGACACUAUCUACUGGGUGGAUAUGGGCCUGAGCACCAUCAGCAGGGCCAAGAGAGACCAGACCUGGAGAGAGGAUGUGGUAACUAAUGGCAUUGGCAGAGUAGAAGGCAUCGCUGUUGACUGGAUAGCAGGAAACAUCUACUGGACAGACCAAGGGUUUGAUGUGAUCGAGGUUGCCAGAUUGAACGGCUCCUUCCGCUACGUGGUGAUCUCCCAGGGCCUCGACAAGCCUCGUGCCAUCACCGUCCACCCAGAGAAAGGCUACUUGUUCUGGACAGAGUGGGGUCAGUAUCCACGUAUCGAGCGGUCUCGUCUGGAUGGUUCUCAGAGGGCCGUUCUGGUCAAUGCCAGUAUCAGCUGGCCCAACGGUAUCUCCAUCGACUAUAAGGAGAGUCUGCUGUACUGGUGCGAUGCCAGGACCGACAAGAUUGAGCGAAUCAACCUUGAAACAGGAGAAAACAGGGAAGUGGUGCUGGCCAACAACAACAUGGACAUGUUCUCUGUGUCGGUGUUUGAGAGCUACAUUUACUGGAGUGACAGGACACAUGCUAAUGGCUCCAUAAAGAGAGGCAACAAGGACAAUGCCACAGAGUCUGUAUCUCUGAGGACUGGUAUUGGGGUACAGCUAAAAGACAUCAAGGUUUUCAACAGGGCCAGACAACAAGGUAAACACUGUGGUUUACUGUGGACAGGACAAACUUUAUACCACAUUGGGGAACUUGUUACAGCACAAAUAUGUCAGAAUGAGGUAGACAAGCAUGUGAAGUAUAGAAUACAAUACAAUGGGCAAUGA